AACGCAUUAGAAAACCGCGGCGAGCUGGAAAGCAGGGCGCGCGGAAGGCCCGACAGGCAGGCUGCAGCCGGAAAGGCGACUCCGCCGCCCCGCGCGAACGGCGAGAAAUCAUUUCAUCUGCCUCUGCCCUCUGCCCCCAGCUCAGUCGCAGCCACCACCCCUCUGCUUCUUCAUCCUUGCCUUUCGCUGAGGAGCCGCCAGCCAAGAACAUCCACCGAUCCGAGCCCGCCAGCCUCCAUUGCCUCCCGGCGCAGCAGGUGAGGGCUCCGUUCCUCCUCGGCUUUGGGCGAUUCUGGGAUUCCAGUGGGAGGGUGCCAUCGAUUUCUCAGUUUGCGAGCGAGCUUCGUGGGCGUGUUGCGGUUUGAGGAAUAGAUAAGAAAGAAGAGCAGGAAGAGUUCAACAGGUCACUAUGCGCCGGUGGUUUUGCUGCACUCAUUUCGACACACCAUAUCUUGAAAAUGAAAAUGGAUUUACAAGCAGUCCGGAUAGAACAAGUGGAAACGGUCUUACUUCAAACAGUGAUCCUGCUAAACCACCUUCCAUUGAAGUACCUGCAUUGUUAUUUGAUGAACUGAAAGAAAAGACAGAUGAUUUUGGGUCAAAGACUUUGGUUGGUGAGGGGUCAUAUGGAAGAGUAUAUUAUGCUGUUCUGGAAAAUGGAAAGCAUGCAGCUGUGAAGAAGCUUGAUGCUUCAGCGGACCCCGAGCCCGACAAUGAAUUUCUAGCACAGGUCUCCGUUGUUUCAAGAUUAAAACAUGAAAAUUUUGUGGACAUGCUUGGUUAUUGUAUUGAAGGAGAUCAACGUCUGUUGGCUUAUGAAUUCGCUACAAUGGGCUCCCUACAUGAUAUUUUGCAUGGAAGAAAAGGUGUUGCAGGUGCGCAGCCUGGUCCUGCUCUCGACUGGAUGCAAAGAGUCAGAAUUGCUGUUGAUGCUGCAAAAGGUCUUGAGUACCUUCAUGAGAAGGUCCAACCGUCCAUAGUCCAUCGAGACAUACGGUCUAGCAAUGUUCUUUUAUUUGAGGACUACAAGGCUAAAAUUGCAGACUUCAAUCUUUCAAGCCAAUCUCCAGAUAUGGCUGCUCGCCUACAUUCUACCCGUGUCCUUGGAACUUUUGGAUAUCAUGCUCCAGAGUAUGCUAUGACUGGCCAGCUGACUCAAAAAAGUGACGUUUAUAGUUUUGGAGUUGUCCUUUUAGAGCUUCUAACUGGAAGGAAACCUGUAGAUCAUACAAUGCCAAGAGGCCAGCAGAGUCUUGUUACUUGGGCAACACCAAGGCUCGGUGAGGACAAGGUGAAACAAUGUAUUGAUCCAAGAUUAAAUGGAGAGUACCCUCCAAAGGGAGUUGCUAAGUUGUUUUCUUUGCUGUCGAUGCAGCUUGCGGCAGUGGCAGCUCUCUGCGUUCAAUACGAAUCUGAGUUCAGACCAAGCAUGAGCAUUGUAGUCAAGGCAUUGUCACCCCUUCUUGCAAAUGCACCAUAUCAGGCUGCUGCUGCUACUGAUACACCUUCAGAUGCCUGACAACAUGUUCAAUUAAGCAUUCAUGUAAAGAAGUAGCAUUUGUUUCUCGGUAUGCCAUUUUUAUGAAUUAUUGUCUUUCAUACAUCUGAAUAAUGUGUGCUUACUGUAGAUGAAGGGAAGAAUAGGAGUAAUGCAAUGAUUUUUGAACACAUGUACUUCAUAAUGCUUGAAAACUGCUGCGGUUAAUUUAUGCAUUUGUAUGUUUCAUC
This is a messenger RNA of Setaria italica (foxtail millet), 1728 nucleotides long. RefSeq names its product PTI1-like tyrosine-protein kinase 3. Gene Ontology annotation, biological process: protein phosphorylation. The transcript is spliced from 8 exons. Bases 410 to 1519 code for a protein of 369 amino acids. The record is from RefSeq and is a predicted model, not a curated record. Lineage: Eukaryota; Viridiplantae; Streptophyta; Magnoliopsida; Poales; Poaceae. Gene Ontology annotation, molecular function: ATP binding; protein tyrosine kinase activity.